Messenger RNA from Aegilops tauschii subsp. strangulata, 3149 nucleotides. RefSeq names its product wall-associated receptor kinase 1-like. Lineage: Eukaryota; Viridiplantae; Streptophyta; Magnoliopsida; Poales; Poaceae. Gene Ontology annotation, biological process: cell surface receptor signaling pathway; protein phosphorylation. Gene Ontology annotation, cellular component: plasma membrane. The record is from RefSeq and is a predicted model, not a curated record. Gene Ontology annotation, molecular function: ATP binding; calcium ion binding; protein serine/threonine kinase activity.
AGUAGUAGUAUAUUGUGUAUCAUCUAUCUGUUAUAUUGAUCCUGUAUGGCCAACAUAAGACGAAACCAACCACCACAAACACCUAGAACAAACUUUCCCGCCGCCGGAGCGACGAUGAUGGCCGGGUCCUUUUUGUUGGCGUGCUUGGCGGCAGCUCUGCAGCCAACGUCGGCCGCCGAGGCUGGAAGGGGUGGGAUCUUGUAUAUCCCUUCCGCCGCCGACCUGGCUCGGGCUCGCUGCCCUUCCAGGUGCGGUGGUGUUGCCAUUCACUACCCGUUCGGCAUAGGGCCGGGCUGCUUCAGGCAAGGCUUCGAGCUCACCUGCAACCGCACCGCUGGUCAUAAGAGGCUCUUUCUGGCCAACACUACCACUGAGGUCCUUGCCGUGUAUCCCGGAGAAACUUUGCUUCGAGUCCCUCCUAUCCACUUCAACGUCACCAUGAAACCAGGUAUGAACGACACCUAUAACAUGUCAUGGGAGGCCCCUCUUAAAGGUGUUAUGGCUUCUGAAGACACUAGCUUGUUCGUUGUUGGCUGUGGUGUGGGUGUCUACUUGUUCGGCCAUGAUACCACCGAUCCCAUCGGUACUUGCAUGAGUAUUUGCCUAGACAACAAAGAGGCCAUGAGGGAGGCAAAUGCAAACUACUAUGGCGAUGUUGGGAUGGGUAGUUGUUCCAUUUUUUUGCAGCAGGACGUGCCAGCAUUUGGGUUCAGAGUUGACCGCCUCAAAGGCGUCUCAGCACUAUCAGGUCAAGCUCAAUGGUUCUCUAAUACAAUCAAAGUUUUCCUGGCGGGGGAUUACAGAUUUGAUGUUGCCGACAUCUAUUCAAGUCGGGUAGACAAAAGAAACAUUGAUGCGCCAGUGUUUCAAAUGUCCAUCACGGAUCAACCAAGCUGUGAAAAUGCUCAGAAGAACAUGUCAAGCUAUGCUUGUAGCCAUGACAGCAAUUGCCAGGAUGUGCCAUAUGGAGGAGGCUACUCCUGUUAUUGCGGCCUUCACACAACCGGCGGCAAUCCGUAUCUUAUGGAUGGUUGUAAAGUGCAAUACAAUCCUAAUCAUAAAGGAGGUUGCACCAAAUUUUGCGGGAACACAAGUAUGCACUUCCCCUUUGGUCUUGAAGAAGGUUGCUACGCUGCAGAAAAAUUUCGACUUAACUGCACAUCAGAAAACAUCACAAUUCUUGAUCGAGGGGGUAACAAUAUUUAUCAAGGCGCCAAAUUAAUUGUGGACAACAUUUCAGUGAAUGAAGGAUAUCUUACUGUUAGAGAAACGAAAAAUAACUCAAGGUAUGGUAAUGAAGAGCUCGAGGUAAUUGGGUAUAGAAGCAAUGGGGACCUGGAAGUAGAAGACAUCUCUUCAGAUGGUUUUCAUUUAUCCGAAGAAUACGGUAUGAAGUUGUUGUGGUAUGUCGAUAAUUUGACAUGUUCGAAGGCUAGGAGCAAGCAAAGAAGAGCUACGUACGCAUGUCGUAGCAGCAAUAGCACUUGCAUGAUGGUCAACCAACCAGGCUACAAGAAUGCGACAAUCCAGCUCGGCUAUCGUUGCCAGUGCUCUCAAGGUUUUGAUGGAAAUCCAUACAUACUAAACGGAUGCCAAGAUGUCAAUGAGUGUUUGGUGAUGAAUAUUUGCAACGGCCCUUGCCUAAAUUAUCCUGGAGGCUAUAAUUGCAGUGAGUGCACACAUGGAAAAGAGUUUGAUCCAAUAGAACUCAAAUGUGUCAUGUCAACAAAGAGACACAAUCUUCUCUUAGGUAUCGCAAUUGGAAUUAGUUGUGGCCUUGGUGCCAUAAUUCUUGUGGUAGGUGCCACAGUACUCAUCAACAAGUGGAAGAGAGGCAUACAGAAGAGAAUUCGAAGGACAUACUUCAAGAAAAAUCAAGGCCUACUCUUGGAACAACUAAUAUUAGAUGAAAGUGCCACAGAUAAAACAAAGAUAUUCUCUUUGGAGGAAUUAGAUAAAGCAACAAACAACUUUGAUGUCAGUCGUAUACUUGGUCGUGGAGGACAUGGCACAGUUUACAAAGGGAUUCUAUCCGACCAACGUGUAGUGGCCAUAAAAAAGUCUAAGCUGGUGGAGCAAACUGAGAUUGACCAGUUUAUCAACGAGGUUGCCAUCCUGUCACAAAUCAUUCAUCGGAAUGUGGUCAAGCUUUUUGGUUGUUGUCUCGAAACAGAAGUGCCUUUGCUAGUUUAUGAGUUCAUAUCCAAUGGCACCCUAUAUGAUCUUCUUCACAUUGAUGUAAGCGUUCAAUGCUUACUUUUAUGGGAGGAUCGCAUUAGGAUUGCAGUAGAAGCUGCGGGUGCUCUUGCUUAUCUCCACUCAGCUGCUGCGAUACCAAUAUUCCAUAGAGAUGUCAAAUCUUCCAAUAUACUCCUAGAUGGCAACUUUACUACCAAGGUUUCUGACUUUGGUGCUUCGAGGUCUUUAUCGCUUGAUCAGACACAUGUAGUGACAAUUGUACAAGGAACUUUUGGUUACUUAGACCCCGAGUACUACCACACCGGGGAGCUAAGUGAGAAGAGCGAUGUUUAUAGCUUUGGAAUUAUACUGGUGGAGCUUCUGGUGAGAAAGAAGCCAAUUUUUAUUAAUGAGCAAGGUAUAAAACAAAGCUUGGCUCAUUACUUUGUGGAAGGACUUCAGCACGGAGUCCUCAUGGAAAUCAUUGAUCCCCAAGUUGCAGAAGAAGCGAACCAGAAUGAAAUUGAUGAUAUUGCCUCAGUUGCGGAAGCAUGCUUGAAAACCAAAGGAAGAGAAAGACCUACCAUGAAAGAGGUAGAAAUGAAGUUGCAACUCCUAAGAACUAGAAGAUUAAGGAGUCAACUUCCUCCCAUAAAUGAUGGAGAGGUCGAGUCACUUGGGUACCUAAAUGGCGCUAGCUCUCAUGCACAGAGCAACAACAUUCUCAGUAAUGUUAGCUUAACAUCUACAUGCAUCUCUGGAAAGUACAGUCUGGAGCAAGAGUUCUUGAACUCGGCCAGCUUGCCACGCUAGCGAAGCACACAAUGGGAUGAUCAUCUGCUUACUAAGCUUCUCAGGUGCAUGUUAGUUACCCUAGACGUACUUAUAUAGAAAAACUAUGUAAUAUACGUAGUUCCUUUUAGUGGGAGUAUACCAUGUAAAUUCCUGAAUUGUGUUUGUAGCUUAUCUUA